AUGGCUUCCGAGGCAUAUUGGGACUUCGUCAUCGUUGGCGGUGGCCCCGCGGGCUGUGCCCUCGCAGCGACACUCGCUCGGUCGAGCAAACGCCCCCAAGUGCUUUUACUGGAAGCAGGUCCGCGGAAUGACGAUCCAGCAUUGAGGGUAGAUGGUCAACGAUGGGCUACCUUUCUGGCCAAAGGGGUGAAUUGGGGAUACUCCACCGUUCCGCAGGAGCACUGCAACAAUCGCCAGAUCGACUACUCGCGAGGCAAAGUGCUUGGUGGCACCAGCGCCAUCAAUUUUGGUCUAUACACCGUGGGUGCGCGCGACGAUUAUGACGAGUGGGCAUCUGUGGUCGGAGACGACCUAUACAGGUGGGAUCGCAUGCAGCAGCGGUUCCGAAAUCUCGAGACCUUCGACAGUGCAGUUGUGGAUCCGGACCACAAAAAGUAUAUAUCCUCGAGGCCGUCGGAUCAUGGGUCCCAGGGUGCCCUUCACGUGGGCUACGCUGCGGAAUGGGAGCGAGAUCUACCUUUGAUGAUGGAUGUCUUUGAAAAGGCCGGUUUCGCCCGCAAUCCGGACCACAAUUCUGGUAAUCCACUUGGCAUGGCAUUGUUGAUCAACUCAUUCCAUCAAGGGCGAAGAGUCGCUGCAACGGAUCUGUUAGAGGGUGCUCCAGAAAAUUUGACCAUCAUCACCGAAUCACCCGUGCAGCGGGUCAUUCUGUCUGGGAAGAAAGCGAUUGGAGUUGAAUCCAAGGGCAGACAAUUUUACGCUUCUAAAGAUGUCAUCUUAACAGCCGGUGCACUUGACUCUCCCAAGAUUCUGAUGCAUUCGGGGAUCGGGCCAUCCGAGCAACUGGGCAAAUUCCAGAUACCACUCGUUCAUGAUCUUCCUGCAAUCGGCCAAAAUCUGCGAGACCACUUCUUUGCGCCGCUGUCCUUCAAGCGCAGUCCAGAGACGAACGACCGGAACGCUUUCUUCGGUGACAAGAACGCUAUGGAUGAAGCCAUGACGCAGUGGAUGAAGGACGGAACCGGACCGUGGGCACGGUACUCGUGCCAGCUCGCGGCCGGAUGGUUCAAGUCGGACGGUCUUUUGGCAUCGGCAGAGUUUCAGGAGCUACCGCCGACCGUCCAAGACUUCCUCAAGCGUGAGACCGUGCCACACUAUGAGUUCAUGACGAAUUUUCCUGUGCACUUCAUCCGCCCCCAAAUGACCGACUAUAGCUAUAUGUGUCUCCUCGUGUUCCUCAUGAACGAGCAGUCCAGCGGCGAGCUCCGGCUUCAGUCGUCCAACCCAGACGACCCGCUUCUCUUUGACCCCAAGUUCUUCUCACACCCCUUUGAUCGCCGUGCGUGUAUUGAAAUCCUCCGUGACGCGCUUCAAGUGACCAAGCAUGAGUCAUUUACGAAGGACACGGUGGCCCCGAUACUCGUGCCGGCCUCGGAAUCCGACGAAGACCUCCUCGCGCACUGGAAGAACACCCUCGGCUCCAGCUGGCACAUGACUGGAACGGUCAAGAUGGGCAAAUCCGGCGACGUGGACGCAGCGGUCGACAGUCGAUUCCGCGUGUUUGGGACGGAGAAUCUGCGCGUGGCGGACAUGAGUGUCGUGCCGGUCCUAACGAACAACCACACCCAGGCCACGGCUUAUGUGACCGGUCUGACAUGCGCGGAGGCCUUGAUCGCGGAGUACGAGCUCGAUUGUGCGUAA
Messenger RNA from Aspergillus clavatus NRRL 1, 1701 nucleotides. Its product is annotated as GMC family oxidoreductase. NCBI's taxonomy places the organism in Eukaryota, Fungi, Ascomycota, Eurotiomycetes, Eurotiales, Aspergillaceae. Gene Ontology annotation, molecular function: flavin adenine dinucleotide binding; oxidoreductase activity, acting on CH-OH group of donors. The record is from RefSeq and is a predicted model, not a curated record. The transcript has 3 exons. The coding region runs from base 1 to 1701 and encodes 566 amino acids.